CGCGCGUGCGGGGCGGCGGCGCGCGGGCAUGGGGGCGCGGGCUGCUCUCGCCGCCCCGCGCUGAGGGACGGGCCGGCGGCGCAGCGAAGCGAAGCGGUAGGCGGCAGCGGCGGCGCUGACGGGGCGGCGGCAGCGGCGAGGGGCGCAGGGGCCGAGUGUGGCGUGGCUGCGCCUGUCGCUGCGGCGAUCCAGCCUCUGCUCGCGGCAGCCUGCUGUCACCCUCCCGUCUGGCAAUGGGGAAUGGACUCUCGGACCAGACGCCGAUCCUGUCCAGCCUGCCUUCCUUCCAGUGCUUCCACAUUGUCAUCUUGGGGCUCGACUCGGCUGGGAAGACGACCGUGCUCUACAGGCUGCAGUUCAACGAGUUUGUCAACACUGUCCCCACUAAAGGAUUUAAUACGGAGAAGAUCAAGGUGACGCUGGGUAACUCGAAGACGGUCACUUUCCACUUCUGGGAUGUGGGCGGCCAGGAGAAGCUGAGGCCCCUGUGGAAGUCGUACACGAGGUGCACCGACGGCAUUGUGUUUGUGGUGGACUCUGUUGAUGUUGAGAGGAUGGAGGAAGCCAAAACAGAACUUCAUAAAAUUACUAGGAUAUCAGAAAAUCAAGGAGUGCCUGUGCUUAUAGUUGCUAACAAACAGGACUUGAGAAACUCUCUCUCUCUCACUGAAAUUGAGAAAAUGUUAGCAAUGAGUGAGCUGAGUUCUUCUACUCCCUGGCAUUUGCAGCCUACCUGUGCAAUCAUUGGAGAUGGACUCAAAGAGGGACUGGAAAAAUUACAUGAUAUGAUAAUUAAGCGAAGGAAAAUGUUGAGACAGCAGAAAAAAAAGAGAUGAGUUCUGUUUUGACCUUUCUCUUUUAGAGUAGUUACACGGUCAAAAUUUGACAUAAGACAGCUUCCAAACCCAGGCCUGCUUGUUUGGAUGCCGUUAAGCUUAGUUAUAUUAAACAAUUGGUUGCACAGCCUUGCCUUGUGGAAGGCUGUGCAGUUAUGGAACUUUUUUCUUUCUUUCUUUUUUUCUUUUCUUUCUUUUUUUUUCUUUUUUUUUUUUGAUAGUCUCUUCUGAGUUUUAAGGCUCUGCAUUAUUUCAGAAGCCCUAAUAGAUAAUGUAAUACUACCAGGAAAUGGAUGGGUGGGUAAAUGUGACAUGGAUGUCUAAAUAGCCAAAUAAGACGAGGGUUUUUUUGCUUAGUGUUGUAUUCAUAUGUUUGAGGGUACCCUCUGCAAGCAAUUUACAUUGAAGGUGUUCUGUGUUUUUAAACUGCUAAUGCUCGUAAGUGGAGUGUUUAGGUGAACAUUAUACAGCUUUAAAAACAUGUAUGGAGCUAGUAAUCCAUUAUUUCAAGAGGCUGUUUUUAUCUUAUUUCAGGAUUCUAUGAAAGCUUGGCUACAUGCGUAGUUUUUUAAUUUGGCACUUUUGAAUUUGAAUCAUGUUCAGUUCAAAUACUUGAAACUCCAGUGCUCUGGCUUCUUCAGCUGAUAAAGACUUGUUUGACAAGUAAAAUAUAAACAACAUGCUGGAGCAUGAAAAAGUGGUUUCCCAACAUAUAGCAUGUUUUGGUAUGUAAGGAUUUUAUUUUUUAGAAGUAGCCAUGAUUAUACAGUGCUAAUCAGGUUUAAAGUACUUGUAUAUCACUAAGAAAUUUACUCAAAGUUCUUAAUUUAUUUUUGGAUGAUGAGUAUCAUGUCUUCAUGCUGUCAAUUUAAGAGUAAAUUAAUUGCAGUAAGGGAGUUGCAAAGAGCAGCUUUGGCUGUUGUGGUUGUAACCAGUGCAGCAUUUUUAGCUCUGUUGGUGACAUUUUUUGGCAAUAAAACUAAAUCAUAAGGAAGUAAAGAUAGGGUUAAACUUAGCAGAGCACAUCUUGUGUCUCCCCAAAAUACCCUUUUUAUUAAAGCGGUAUUGCUCUGUCACUUUCAACAUACACUUUUUUUUUUAAUUGUGACUUUUAAAGUAUUUUGUGGUUAGGAUGUGUUCAUGCUUUAUACACUCAAAACAUUUGACACUAUGGGGGUGGGGAGUGGGGAAGAAGAUUUUAAGAUGGGCCUGUGUUCUGCUUUAAUUAUGCUUUAAGCUGUUCUUGUUUACAGAGUGUGCAAACAGUGUUAACUGGGCAGGAUAGUGCUUGACAGAAAAGGGAGAUUUUUUUUUUUUUUUUUCUUACUGGUACAGAGCUUCAAGUGACUCUUUAGAUACGUGGCUAGUGAUUAAAAGGGCUAAAACAGAGCCUGGAUUUUAAAGACUAACUUUAGUGGUGCUGUAAAAAAAUCAUCAGAAUGUUAGAUUCUCUUUUGACUUUUGUUGGAAAUACCAUAAAAAAAAAAAAAAGUAAAACCUAUUUCUUCCUCUUACUCAGUCAGCAAAGUAAUACGUUUUUAUUACCUACUGCCAUGUAUCAUGAGGAUGACAGCUACAAACCUGAAUGUCAAUCAGUGUAACUUUGAUUAUGUUUUAAAUUUUUUUUUUUUUAACCAGCAGCUGUUUGUCCAGGAGGUAACCAAAAAUGCACUUUAGUGUCUUCAGUAACUGAAAGUAACAGCUGUUUUUUUGGUUCUCUUUCUUUUGUUGUUGUUGUUGUUGUUCUUUUUAUGACAUCUUGGUCCUUUUUGAAUAAACUGAAGUAGCUUCCAGUGGAGCUUUUGUAUGUUGGUUAUAUAUGUACCUGCACUGGUGACAUUGUAAGUCACUUACUCAAGUAAUGUCUAUAUUUAUAGAAAUGUGGAUGACUUCUUAAACCUCAAUAAACAAUUCAAAACAA
Messenger RNA from Rhea pennata, 2757 nucleotides. It is a transcript of the gene ARL4A, whose product is annotated as ADP ribosylation factor like GTPase 4A. NCBI's taxonomy places the organism in Eukaryota, Metazoa, Chordata, Aves, Rheiformes, Rheidae. The transcript is spliced from 2 exons. The coding region runs from base 234 to 836 and encodes 200 amino acids. The record is from RefSeq and is a predicted model, not a curated record. Gene Ontology annotation, cellular component: plasma membrane; cytoplasm. Gene Ontology annotation, molecular function: GTPase activity; GTP binding. Gene Ontology annotation, biological process: intracellular protein transport; vesicle-mediated transport.